Phalacrocorax carbo (great cormorant) is the source of this 2575-nucleotide messenger RNA. The record is from RefSeq and is a predicted model, not a curated record. Lineage: Eukaryota; Metazoa; Chordata; Aves; Suliformes; Phalacrocoracidae.
AGGACCUAAGGGCAGACACAUCAGUUGGAGCUCAAUUGUUGAUCAGAUCACAUCUAAGGGAUUUAGGAGCACAGAAGAGCCGAGAUUUGAGGAAAGACACCCCACUGAAUCCUUCCACACUCCUCCUUCUCCUCCAUACCUAGGUUGCAAUAUAUCUCUGACAGAAAGAAAUCAGAACGAAAAAAGAAAAUUAGCGGCUCGAUUUCUGUUCUCUCGCCCUGCCUGGCUCCAGUAAGGGGGGGGAGGGGGGGGGAAGGAAAAAAAGAGAGAGAGGGAGAGAGACACAGAAAGAAAGAGAGAUCCAGAGAAGCCCGGGUUUGUUCCGCUCCCCUCCCCGGCUGUUCAGGCUCCCUCCUCCCCUUCUCUCUCUCUUUUUUUUUUUUUUUUUUUUGUAUAAUUCCUUCCCCCCACCCCCUUUUUUUUUUUUUUUUUUUUUUUAAAUAUUUCUGCCGCUCCUGCCGCCGCCGCCAGUGCCGCCGCCGCCGCCGCCGCUGUGCCCGCGCCCCGGAGAUGUCCUUCCCCCAGCUGGGCUACCCGCAGUAUCUCAGCGCCAGCCAGGCGGUGUACGGGAGCGACCGGCCCGGGGUGCUGGCCGCCGCCGCCGCCGCCGCCGCCGCUGCCGCCGCCGCCUCGGGCCGGCCGGCGGGCGCCGAGCUGGGCAGCGGCUCGGCCGCUGUCACCUCCGUGCUGGGCAUGUACGCCAGCCCCUACAGCGCCCCCAACUACAGCGCCUUCCUGCCCUACACCGCCGACCUCGGCCUCUUCUCCCAAAUGGGCUCCCAGUACGAGCUGAAAGAUAAUCCGGGUGUCCACCCCGCUACCUUUGCUGCCCACACUGCCCCCGGCUAUUAUCCCUACGGACAGUUCCAGUACGGGGACCCGGGGCGGCCUAAAAACGCCACCCGGGAGAGCACCAGCACCCUCAAGGCCUGGCUCAACGAGCACCGCAAGAACCCCUACCCCACCAAGGGCGAGAAGAUCAUGCUGGCCAUCAUCACCAAGAUGACCCUCACCCAGGUCUCCACCUGGUUCGCCAACGCCCGCCGGCGGCUCAAGAAGGAGAACAAGGUGACCUGGGGCUCCAGGAGUAAGGACCAAGAAGACUCAAACCUCUUCGGGAGUGACAACGAGGGGGACCCCGAGAAGAACGAAGAUGACGAGGAAAUCGACCUGGAGAGCAUAGACAUAGACAAAAUCGAUGAGAACGAUGGGGAGCAGAGCAACGAGGAAGAGGAGGAGAAGCCCGAGCUCCUGAGACAAAGCAGUGAAGAGGAGCACUUGGAAAAGGAGAAGGAUUUGGUGUUGUCAGGGUCCGAAGGGCUGAAACCCAAAGACGCGCUGGCCAUGGUGAAGGAGGCCUCUGACAGCAGCACGCGAAUCAUCAGUCCCGGGGGACAGAACAAUUUACAGAUGCCAUCUCACAGCAAACCCAAGAUCUGGUCUUUGGCAGAGACAGCAACCAGUCCUGACGGUGCCCUGAAAUCCUCUCCCCCUCCGCCCCCUCCUCCCCAGGUUAACCACACUUCUCCACAGAUCCAGCACCCCGCUUUUCUCCCUAGCCAUGGACUCUACACAUGCCAGAUUGGCAAAUUUCACAACUGGACAAAUGGGGCUUUCCUCACUCAGAGUUCCCUGCUAAAUAUGAGGUCCUUUUUGGGAGUAAAUCACCACCACGCUGCUCACCACAACCACCACCUCCAGGCCCAGCAGCAACCUUCUGUUCUAACAGCAACCCUGGGAGCCCUAAGCAGUGAAAAGCCUUCAGAGAGGACCAGUCCCAAACACAUAGAAAGAGAAAAUGUACCGAGAACCGAAUCCCCACCUCAGCCGCUAAAAUCGCCCUUCCAGCCUGUCCGUGACAACUCUUUGGCUCAGCAAGAGGGAGCACCGAGAAUUUUAACAGCUCUCCCUUCCGCUUGAUUAAAUGGUUUGGUGAAAAAAAUAUUACAGAGACUGGUAUUAAGGACAGGAAAAAAAAAAAAAAAAAAGGAAACGAUAUAAACGACACCCAUCAAUCUCUUUUUGCAAUAAGGUGGUGCAAAUCCAUAAAAGCGAUUACACAAAUCUGUAGAUGGAUCCCCUUCUUCAUUGUACCAUUUCAGAUCGUGUUAUUCUAACCAUUCUUGGAUUAUUUGUUUGGUAAAUGUUUCCCAUGUGUUUGUGUUUUUUCUGUAUAUAGAGUGAUUUCAGAUUGUAAAUAGCGCGUCAGCAAAACUUGUCUAAAUCAUAUAUUUUUGUCUAAUAAACUAAAUGAAAUUAUGAGCUCUCUUCAGGUAUGUAUUCUGUUGCUGCAGACCUUAUACAUAUACAACGACUCUAUUCGAACAUUUAUAAUUUGUUUCCUAAAAAGUGAAGUCUUUUUGCCUUUGGGUAACCGAAACCUGAAAUACCAAAUCCAAGCUUUUAAUGACUCUUGUAGCUAUUUUGUCAAAAACAAGCCGCGAGCUUCCCUUUUCAUACACGUAAACCUAAGAAGCUGAGUGAAGCUGGUUCUUGACUAGCAAAAUUAAAGUUAUUUUUUUCAAUUGUGAUGAAGACCUGUUCUGUAGUAUCCAUUUUCCGAACAUAAAUAGAU